This is a messenger RNA of Trichophyton rubrum CBS 118892, 1131 nucleotides long. RefSeq lists its product as uncharacterized. The coding region runs from base 1 to 1131 and encodes 376 amino acids. Gene Ontology annotation, molecular function: hydrolase activity. The transcript has 3 exons. The record is from RefSeq and is a predicted model, not a curated record. NCBI's taxonomy places the organism in Eukaryota, Fungi, Ascomycota, Eurotiomycetes, Onygenales, Arthrodermataceae.
AUGGUCGUUCUGGGAGUAGCCCAGUGCAUGGCCGGACAUGGCCUGUCGACGUUUGAAGUGUGCGAGCCCGAGUCUGGGUCGACAGUGCGCGGUCUCUCUCGAAGGCAUCACGACGGCCACCGGCGCAGACGAGGCAGCGAGGCCAAUACUGGUGCUGAUACAUGGAUACCCGCAGACGCAUUUCAUGUGAGUUGUCUAUUCAUAGCACAAGCAGCAUGGCAGCGCUGUUACAGAGUACAGGGUGAAAUGACAUGCAUGGGCACUGACGCACCACGACGUAGGUGGCGCCAUGUCAUCAAGCUGCUGCCCCGCGAGACCCGGCUCUUCGUCCCUGAUAUCCCAGGCUACGGGGUGAGUUCGCCGCCCAAGGCCAGCGACAAACGGACCGUAGGCAAGGCGAUACUGGGGGCCCUGGAGACGAUGCUGGGCCGCUCCAACUCUAAUGAUAACAAAGGCAAUGGCAGCGGCCAACCGCACCGCAUCGUGCUUGUGGGCCACAACAGAGGCGCCCGUAUCUGCCACCGGCUGACAGUCGACGCAGCCGAGCACUCCCCGACAUUUACUAUCCUGGCGACUACUCUGCUGGACAUUGUGCCGACGAGCGUGCAGUGGGCAGCACUCGCAGACCCGGCCGAGGCGCGCAACACGUUCCACUGGCCGUUCCUGGCCAACGCCGAGCUGGCAAGCACUAUGAUCCAGGCAGUUGGUGCAGAGGUGUUUGUGCGGCAGAUGAUGGAGCGCUGGCGCGGGAGCAGCGAGGCAGCCAUCUCGCGGUUCGAGGCCGACGAUGCGCUGGAGAUGUACUCGCGGCCCUUUCGGCAGAUGGAGAGCGUGGUACGCAGCUCGUGCGCGGACUACGAGGCUGGCAGCCAGGAAGACGUGCAGGCGCAGCAGCGCGACCAGGCGGCAGGGAGGCGGAUGGGGGUCCCCGUGCUGGUGCUGCACUGCUGGGCGAUGGGACGGCGGUUCGACGUGCGGCGGGCGUGGCAGGCGUGGGUUGAGGACGAGCAGCUGCUGACGGUCGUGCAGACAGAGGAAGGAAUCGGCCAUUUCGUGGCGGAGGAAGACCCGGAGGCCACGGUUGGCGCGAUGCAGCGCUGGCUGGCGGCCGCAGGACUAUCGGUGGCCUAG